GCGCGGUGCCCCCGGAACAUGGCGGCGGCGUGAGGCGGGCGGCGGCAGGAGCUGCUUGACAGGACGCCGCGGACCCGCGUCCCGCCCGCCCGGAAACUGUUGUGCUGAAAGGAAGAAUUAACUGGUCUUUCAACUUCAGCCUUUUUAUUGUGAGAGAGGAGAUCACAGAAGUGUUACCAUGGGGAGAACAGCACCGAAAGAUUCAAAGAAUAUUAAAAAAGAGAAAGAUGGAAAGAAUCAGCAGGCAAACAACCCAUCUUUAAAAAGUGAACAGUUUAAUUGGGAUGAUUAUCUGAAAGAGACUGAAUCAGUAGCUGCCCCUCUGCACUGUUUCAGACAGUCUAGAAUUCCGCCUACGAACGAUUUCAAAGUUGGCAUGAAACUGGAAGCCCACGACCCUCGCAAUGUCACCUCAGUUUGUAUCGCUACCGUCAUUGGGAUCACUGGUGCCAGGCUGCGCUUGCGGCUCGAUGGAAGUGACAACAAAAAUGACUUCUGGAGGCUUGUGGAUUCCUCAGACAUACAGCCCAUCGGGACCUGUGAAAAGAAAGGGGGCAUGCUCCAGCCUCCCCUUGGGUUCCAGAUGAAUGCAUCCUCUUGGCCAAUGUUUCUCUUAAGAACUCUCAAUGGAGCUGAAAUGGCACCUGCAGCAUUCUUUAAGAAGGAACCACCAAAACCUGUGCCAAACUGCUUUAAAGUUGGAAUGAAACUUGAAGCUAUAGAUAGAAAGAACCCAUACCUGAUUUGCCCAGCAACCAUUGGAGAUGUUAAAGGAGAUGAAGUUUUUGUUACGUUUGAUGGUUGGAGAGGAGCAUUUGACUAUUGGUGCAGAUGUGAUUCUCGAGAUAUUUUCCCAGUCGGAUGGUGUAGCUUGACAGGAGAUGCAUUACAACCACCAGGGAACAAUGUUUCCAUUACAAAGAGCAGUGCAAAAAUCCAAUCUUCCCCUUCCAAAGUGACCCGGCGUUCAAUGCAGUCUCCACAGAAAUCUGCUCCAGUACCAGCGCAGCGGGGCAGGAAACCAGGUCGGGGCAAACCCCCUGGACAGUCUGCAGUUCCCAAGAAGGGCAGGUCUCCUAAAAAUAUUCCCCUGACAAAAAGCACCUCUCAUACUGAAAAUCUUAAAACAAGGAAAAAAAGUUUAAAACCUGGAAAAAAGAAAAAAAUCUUGCCAGAACAACUGACUCCUACAUCUCUUUCUCCUCAGUCAUCUCCUGAGGGGGAAAACGGCACUGCACAGAUACUUAAAGAUGGAAUCAGUUUGUCUGGUGCAACUGCAGCAGUUAUAUCCACAGUGUGUGUUUAUGUGAACAAACAUGGAAAUUCUGGGCCUCACCUGGAUAAGAAGAAGGUUCAGCAGCUUCCAGACCAUUUUGGACCAGGUCCUGUAAACGUGGUACUUCAGCAGGCUGUACAGGCUUGUGUGGAUUGUGCCUAUCAAGCCAAAACAGUCUUUGGAUUUCUGAAAUCUGGCCAUCAUGGAGGGGAAAUGAUAACUGCUUCCUUUGAUGGGGAAAAGCAUGCCAUCAAUCUUCCUUCUGUAAACAGUGCAUCGUUUGUCCUGCGCUUCUUGGAGAAGCUCUGCCACAGUCUGCAGUGUGAUAAUCUCUUCAGUAGCCAGCCUUUCAGCCCUUACAUGGGAUGUGCACACAGUCCUAUGGAGUACGAUAGGAGUAAGCCAGCCAAAGAAGAAAUACCUGAAAACAGAAGUGCUAAACGAUACCCUCAGGACUCUCCACCAUACACUGCUCCUCUUUCCCCCAAGCUUCCCAGAAACGAUGCUCAUCCAUCUGAAGCAGAAACAUUGCCUAUAGAGGAAAACAGCACUUCCAAAGAACACCGAUUUUCUGAGGGUUCUAUGGAUUCUGCACUUAAUUCUGUAAAUCCAUCAAAGCCAGCCUGCCGCAGUUCCACGGAGUACCGCGCUUCGGGAAAUGCCGCGUAUUACAGAAAUUCCCAUCAGCCAGCAAGUGCUACCUCAAAUUCAGCCCCAGUCCUGCACAGGCUGUCCCUGAGCUCGCCUGGGAGCAGUGGCUACUAUGAAGUCAGUAGAAAUCGGCUACAGAGGCGGAUUGAAGCUGCAAGUUCUACAACUGGACCGGAUUUGAAUUCACUAAAAAGGGAACCUUCAAGAAUAUUGAAUAAGGAUCCUUCCACUUGGUCAAUAGAGGAAGUAGUGCGUUUUGUGAAAGAAGCUGAUCCACGGGCACUGGCUCCACAUGCAGAACUCUUCAGGAGACAUGAAAUUGAUGGGAAGGCACUACUUUUACUGAGGAGUGAUAUGAUAAUGAAAUAUAUGGGACUGAAGCUGGGGCCUGCCCUAAAGUUGUGCUACCACAUUGAACGACUUAAACAAGGAAAGUUCUAGCCAGUGGGGAUACCACAAACGUGAGUUGGGAUCACACCAAGCUCUCAGGUUCACAGCCAGCGCUUGAUUUGAAAUGCUUCUGCUGAUAGAAACCUUUAUUUUUUGAAAGUGGCCUCGAAUUGUAAAAGAGACAUUCAGGAUAAAGGGGGGAGGGAUUUGUAUUACAUUCUAGUAUUUUUGCAAAAUCUUUCACAGCAAGUUGGCAGGGAAGGACAGUUGAUCAUACUGGGUGUGGGCAGGUCUGGUAACAAUGCUCUCCAAAUCCUGGAAAUUGUGUUCUGUGUUACAGGCUUCAGCCAAUGUGUUCAUAUCCAGAACCAAAACAGCUGAAUCCCAAAGGGAAAUAAGAAAUUAAACCAGCAUCAGGUGUUAAUAAUUUUUACAGGGGCGGCUGUAAACUUUUAUAUUGCAAGAAAAUCUUAAAAUAGAAGAUUUCAUCUCUGUAGUGAAUAUUCUGGUCUUUCAGAAGAGAGGAAGGGUAAUGGAAGAGAGGGCUGAAUACAAAUAUAAGCUUUUAUAAAGUGUGAUUAUCAGUCCUUUGGGAAGUUAUGAGGACAAAUGUAUCAUAUAUUGUCAGUUUAGGCAGGCAGUAAAUAUUUCUGUUUCAUGGAAGGUCAUACUGGCUGUAUAAACAGCCACUUCUGAGACAGACUGAUUUCACUGGAACAAUGCACCCACAUAUUAAACAUUCCAUCUUUUUGCUAA
Molecule: messenger RNA, 3073 nt
Organism: Passer montanus (Eurasian tree sparrow)
Lineage: Eukaryota; Metazoa; Chordata; Aves; Passeriformes; Passeridae
Gene: SCML2
Product: Scm polycomb group protein like 2
Exons: 15
Coding region: 179-2368 (729 amino acids)
Biological process (GO): regulation of DNA-templated transcription
Cellular component (GO): nucleus
Molecular function (GO): protein binding
Source: RefSeq, a predicted model, not a curated record